Paramecium primaurelia is the source of this 1683-nucleotide messenger RNA. Lineage: Eukaryota; Ciliophora; Oligohymenophorea; Peniculida; Parameciidae. The record is from the annotation of a GenBank genome assembly.
AUGAAACGACCAAAAAGCGCAUAAGCCUAAAAGCUGUCUGCCAGGAACAAAGAAGAACUUUUAGAACAGAAACUAUCACCUAAUAGACCUACAGAUUAAAAGUAAUCAUUAACCAAAACUAUAAAACUAAAAGUAUAUAUAAUUUAUGUUAUGCAAUCUUAUUAAAUAGGUUUAACACAAUAACAAUGAUAUCGUGGAUGAUAAUCAAAUGACAAGAUCAGAUCUCUUUACAAGAAAAAAGUCCGACCAUUUUACAUUUUUUACAUCUUUCUAACAUAAAAUUAGAUUGUAGCAAAAUGAAAUUGAGAUUCUCAAAUAACAAGUUUAACUCUAGUAAAGAUUAGCUGAAAAUAUACCUAAAGAUUUUGAGAUUCAAAUUCAAUAAUAUGAAGAUGAGAUUAAUCAUUUACGAUCUAUGCUUGAUGAUGUUUUGCCAAGAGGAUCUGAACCAAAGAAAAAUUAGAUUAUUGGUUAUUUAUCUAAAAUCUAAGAGUAGAAAGGGGAAAUUAAUAAACUAAAGUUAUUAAAUGAUAAUUUAUAGAGAGAGCUUGAAAAGCUUUAGAUUAUUAUGAAGAAAUAAUAAGAAUAAUAGUAGAAAGGCAAUCAGUCAUCCUACAGAAAAUAGUUAAAUUAAAAUGAGAAUCAAAAUGAUGACAUUAAGACAAUCUAACAUUAAUUUAAUUAACAAUUAUAAGAGAAAGAUAAAAAAUUAUUAGAAUUAACUAAAAUUCAAUAACAAAAUUAAAUUAAAUUAAAUUCCUAAAUCUAAAAUAUAGAAUAAUUAAAUUCCCAAUUAUAAGCCAAAUAAAGCGUUAUGUAAUAAUUGAUAAUAUAUAAGUAAAAUUAUAGAAGCUGAAAAUUAGAAAUUGAAGGAAGAAUCUAAAUACUUAGAAGAUUAAAUAUAAGAAUAAUAAGAUAAUAUAAAUGAACUAAUAUAGGAGAAACAAUCACUUGAAUAGAAUUUGCAAUAAAUAGAAUAAUCAUUAAAAACUCAUUAAGAGAAAGAUAAAGAAAUCAUAAUUAAAAAUAAGAAACAAUUAUCUUUAAUAUAAUCAGCUUCUUUAUUUGAUUAUUAUCAAUCUUCUAAAAAGGUUGAGAUAGUAUAAAAGUAUUAAUUUACAUAAUUAUAGAAUUGAAAAGCCUAAAAGAGAAUUGACAAUCUAAACUCUUAAAAAUAUCGAUAUAAUUUAAAUUAAAAAUAAAAUAUAAAAGUAUGAUUUUGAAUGUUAGUGUGAAAUUAUUAUAAAAGAGGAAAAAGUAGAAUUAACAUCAAAUGAUUAGCUAGAAAAUUAAGAUUUUGUUGAAGAUUAUUAAGAAUAAGAUCAAAAUUCAUCAUUUCAAUAACAAAAUUAAAUUAAUAAAAAUGAUAAUAUGCCUCUUUAAUAAGAAGAUAUACAAGAAUAAUCUAAUAAUAUAUUUAAAAAAUAAAUAGUUGAAGAAAUUGUUACAGAUUAUUUAUCUUCAUUUAUAACAAACUUUUAAAGUUAUGAUUAACCUAGUUUAAAUAAUUUAAAAUAAAUUGAAAACCAAGAUGAAUUAACAAUUGCUUAAAAUAUUUCUAAUUAGUACUUAAAUGUUUUUAUAAUGAACUUCUCAACAGAAUUAAUUUCAAUUAUUCAACCAGAAGUAGAGAAUUAUUUAAAUGGCUUCAUCGAAUAAUAAAAUUUAUUAAAAUGUUAAUGA